GUGUGGUUUAUAUUUGUAUCCUAAUUUGCACCAAUAACCUCAUAUUUAUAAUGUCAUCACCUCAGUCCGGUACAUCAAACGAGCAGACAACUAAUAGCGAGACAAAUGCCACAAUAAAUGCCAUCACUGAUUUUCGUUUACCCCAAUACGGUUUCGCAGAACCAAGGAUUUGGUUUGCGGUAAUUGAACCGUUGCUAGAAGCACGGGGCAUUAAGUCCCAAAUAGCCAAAUAUGGUAUGGUGCUGGCAGAACUCCCUCCGUCAGUAUUGACAGAAAUCAGCGAUUUCAUCGAAGAUCCUCCGACAGAACAUCAAUUUGAUAAACUUAAAGCCCUCCUCAUACAACGUACCAGUCUGUCGGAUGAGAAAAGAAUCCAACAAUUGCUCACAGGCUGUGAUCUAGGCCCACGUAAACCAUCCCAGCUACUCAGGCACAUGCGCCAGUUAAUCGGAAAUCAUAAAGUAGACGAGGUCGUGCUGAAACAGAUGUGGUUGCAACGUUUACCUAGAAAUGUCCAGCAAAUUUUAAUCAUCUCAGGAAAGUCAUAUGACUUAGACCAACUAAGUGACAUGGCAGAUAGUAUUUUGGAUGUUUUAUCCGAUAACACCAUAAGUCACGUAGCAUCUGAUAGUGCCACACCGUGUCAUUCCACACCCACGGCAGACACACCGAUACUCGCC
Molecule: messenger RNA, 680 nt
Organism: Trichobilharzia regenti
Lineage: Eukaryota; Metazoa; Platyhelminthes; Trematoda; Strigeidida; Schistosomatidae
Source: the annotation of a GenBank genome assembly